AGUAAACAAUAGAAAGCUGAGCCCUGACCUAGAGACAAAAGUCGUCUACAAGGCAGUAGUGAUUGGGGGCACAUCCGCACUCAGUUCUAAAUUGACACAAUUUGUCUUUGCAAAGUUAGAAUGGAUACGAAAGGCAACAAACGCGCAACUUCAGCAGGCUACCGAUUGCCAGACCCACCUAACGUCGCUUUGAUAUCACAGUCCUCCGUCUCUGUGUACAAACUUCCGCCGAACAGGACUCGAAACACCCGCGGCGGAGAGAGUCCUUGGGAGAACCCCGACUCUCGCGACCCAGUCAAACAGGAUCAAGUCUGGCGCGAGUUCGUGCGUGCAGAGAGGAAUGGAGUGAACGAAUGGCAGAAGAAUUGGAGUUUUCUCAAGAACUAUGAUCAGCUGGGUAACCACAGGGCAGAGAGCCCUUUACCAAACUAUGUGCCAGUGUUUUCUGACCAUAUCCCCAACACCACCAACCAGAUGUUUGGGAGUCGUGUGUGCACACCACUGGGCAGGGAGCUGAUGAGAAUGGAUAAGCUGUUAAUUGAAAGCUAUAGGAAGUGCAAGCAGGGUCCAGAUAUGCAGCCUUGCUAGCAUCAGCAAGGAAUAAGACUCACCCAAGAAUGCCCACUAUCAAUCUCGCCUUCCAAAAGAGAGCAUAUCAGUUCCGUUUUAAAGGUGUAUCUCAUGUUCAUGUCGCUAGUGAUGUCUGAUAUGUUCCUUGAAUUGAGGUUUUACUCAUAUUCUUUGGAGGCUUGCUUUACAUUAGGAGCACCAUUUUCAAGAAAUCUAUUGUAACUGAUAGCUGCUCAUGUGUUUGACCUGUGAAGAGUUUACACAUUGCCAAAAGAUCUAGUCGAGACUCUACUUAACUCAGAAAAUGAUGCCAUUUUUGUUAAAUUUCUGUUAUAUUUCUCAAUAAAGAAGUACUGUAUAUUGUAA
Salvelinus namaycush (lake trout) is the source of this 936-nucleotide messenger RNA. RefSeq names its product chromosome 15 C2orf50 homolog (gene cimip5). The record is from RefSeq and is a predicted model, not a curated record. The transcript is spliced from 3 exons. Bases 121 to 588 code for a protein of 155 amino acids. NCBI's taxonomy places the organism in Eukaryota, Metazoa, Chordata, Actinopteri, Salmoniformes, Salmonidae.